This is a messenger RNA of Rhinolophus ferrumequinum (greater horseshoe bat), 480 nucleotides long. Its product is annotated as 40S ribosomal protein S3a-like. Bases 1 to 480 code for a protein of 159 amino acids. Gene Ontology annotation, biological process: translation. Gene Ontology annotation, molecular function: structural constituent of ribosome. Lineage: Eukaryota; Metazoa; Chordata; Mammalia; Chiroptera; Rhinolophidae. The record is from RefSeq and is a predicted model, not a curated record. The transcript has 2 exons. Gene Ontology annotation, cellular component: ribosome; cytosol.
AUGGCAGUCGGCAUGAAUAAGUGCCUUACAAAAGGCAGCAAGAAGGGAGCCAAGAAAAAAGUGGUUGACCCAUUUUCUAAGAAAGAUUGGUAUGAUGUGAAAGCACCAGCUAUGUUCAAUAUAAGAAAUAUUGGGAAAACACUAGUUACAAGAACUCAAGGAACCAAAAUUGCAUCUGAUGGUCUCAAGGGUCGUGUUUUUGAAGUGAGCCUAGCUGAUCUGCAGAAUGAUGAAGUUGCAUUUAGAAAGAAGAUGAUGGAAAUCGUGACCCGCGAGGUGCAGACAAAUGACUUGAAAGAAGUGGUCAAUAAAUUGAUUCCCGAUAGCACUGGAAAAGACAUUGAAAAGGCUUGCCAAUCUAUUUAUCUUCUCCAUGAUGUAAAAAUGCUGAAGAAGCCCAAGCUUGAAUUGGGAAAACUCAUGGAGCUUCACGGUGAAGGUGGCAGCUCUGGAAAAGCUACUGGGGAUGAGACAUGCUAA